This is a messenger RNA of Striga hermonthica, 402 nucleotides long. The record is from the annotation of a GenBank genome assembly. NCBI's taxonomy places the organism in Eukaryota, Viridiplantae, Streptophyta, Magnoliopsida, Lamiales, Orobanchaceae.
UCCGUUUGGGCCCAAUACUUCAUGAGGAAAUAUUGCCUGGUGGUGCUACCUAUCCUUGCAGGGUGACAGCCACCGCUCGAGAUAGUCGACAGUGGAGACGGCUCACCACUGUUGGCAGGCGUGCUCAGGAGCACAUUUUUUGGUCCUUGGGCUCUGGGGAGGUUAGCUUCUGGGAUGAGUGGUGGUUCGGCGAGGCCCCUUUCUCGAGUACUAGGCCAGUCACUCACCUGCCUUUCAUGCAGGUGAAGGACCUUUGGACGGGAGGUUUUUGGGAUAGAGAUAAGAUGGAGGAUAUUCUUGGUGAGGGUGGGGGUUUUAGUAGUCUAGAGAUUGACCAGAUCCGACAGAUUUCUAUUUUGGAGGGAGGUUUGGAUGGCAUGAGGUGGAGACUUACAUCUUCGG